GCGCCUGCGCACUGCGGUUUGUGAGCCGCAGUCUCCAGAGCGCUAAGGUGUUUCGGUCGCUUGCGGCCAGCCUCGCCUCCAAACCCGGUGUUGUUGGACUGCAUCCGGAGCGGGGACAUUGGCGGACCACAAGACGCGGCCACCAUGCCGAUCAAUAAAUCGGAGAAGCCAGAAAGCUGCGACAAUGUGAAGGUAGUUGUCAGAUGCCGACCUCUCAACGAGAGAGAGAAAUCAAUGUGCUACAGACAGGCCGUCAGCGUGGAUGAAAUGCGGGGGACUAUCACCGUCCAUAAGACCGACUCUUCCAACGAACCUCCGAAGACAUUUACUUUUGAUACUGUUUUUGGACCAGAGAGUAAACAACUUGAUGUAUAUAACUUGACUGCAAGACCAAUUAUUGAUUCUGUCCUGGAAGGCUACAAUGGGACCAUUUUUGCAUAUGGACAGACUGGGACAGGCAAGACUUUCACCAUGGAAGGUGUUCGCGCAGUGCCGGGGCUCAGAGGGGUCAUCCCCAACUCAUUUGCUCACAUAUUUGGUCAUAUCGCAAAAGCAGAAGGCGACACGAGGUUUCUGGUUCGAGUGUCAUACUUAGAGAUAUAUAAUGAAGAAGUCCGAGACCUUCUGGGUAAAGAUCAGACACAGAGGUUGGAGGUUAAAGAAAGGCCUGACGUGGGAGUAUAUAUCAAAGAUUUAUCAGCAUAUGUAGUCAACAAUGCUGACGACAUGGAUAGAAUCAUGACUCUGGGCCACAAAAACCGUUCCGUUGGUGCAACCAAUAUGAACGAGCACAGUUCCCGAUCGCACGCCAUCUUCACAAUUACAAUCGAGUGUAGCGAGAAAGGCGUGGAUGGAAACAUGCAUGUCAGGAUGGGGAAGCUCCACCUUGUGGAUCUUGCUGGGUCAGAAAGACAAGCAAAAACUGGAGCCACAGGGCAGCGCCUCAAAGAAGCUACCAAAAUCAACCUUUCAUUGUCUACCCUGGGCAAUGUCAUUUCUGCCUUGGUAGAUGGAAAAAGCACUCAUGUGCCAUAUCGGAACUCUAAACUGACACGUCUCCUGCAGGAUUCCUUAGGAGGGAACUCAAAAACCAUGAUGUGUGCAAAUAUUGGGCCAGCAGAUUAUAAUUAUGAUGAAACCAUCAGUACCUUGCGGUAUGCCAACCGCGCCAAGAACAUUAAAAACAAAGCUAGAAUUAAUGAAGACCCAAAGGACGCUCUGCUUCGCCAGUUUCAGAAAGAAAUAGAAGAGCUGAAGAAAAAGCUUGAGGAAGGGGAAGAAGUAUCAGGCUCUGACAUCAGUGGGUCAGAGGAGGAUGACAACGAGGAGGGUGAACUUGGAGAAGAUGGAGAAAAAAGGAAAAAGAGAAGGGGCAGUAGCAGCAGCAGUAGCUCAGACUCCACAUGUUCUGUCAUAGAGAAGCCCCUGGAUGAGUUCUUGCCUCACCAAGCAGGUAAAAAGAAAGUUUCCCCAGAUAAGAUGGUGGAAAUGCAAGCGAAAAUUGAUGAGGAGAGAAAAGCACUGGAAACCAAACUCGACAUGGAGGAAGAAGAAAGAAACAAGGCCAGAGCUGAGCUGGAGCGACGGGAGAAGGACCUUCUGAAAGCCCAACAAGAGCAUCAGUCUUUGCUGGAAAAACUGUCUGCACUGGAGAAGAAGGUGAUUGUCGGUGGUGUGGACUUGUUGGCCAAAGCUGAGGAGCAAGAGAAGCUUCUCGAGGAGUCCAAUAUGGAGCUGGAGGAGCGGAGGAAAAGAGCUGAGCAACUUCGGAAAGAACUAGAGGAAAAAGAGCAAGAACGUUUGGACAUCGAGGAAAAAUAUACCAGUCUGCAAGAGGAGGCACAAGGAAAGACCAAGAAAUUAAAGAAAGUCUGGACCAUGCUGAUGGCUGCAAAGUCAGAGAUGGCUGAUCUCCAGCAAGAGCAUCAGAGGGAAAUUGAAGGCCUCCUGGAGAACAUUCGGCAGCUCAGCCGUGAGCUCCGACUUCAGAUGCUCAUCAUUGAUAACUUCAUACCUCAGGACUACCAGGAAAUGAUUGAAAACUACGUCCACUGGAAUGAAGACAUAGGAGAAUGGCAGCUGAAAUGUGUGGCCUACACAGGAAAUAACAUGAGGAAACAAACUCCAGUCCCUGACAAGAAGGAGAGAGACCCAUUUGAAGUAGACCUUUCCCACGUGUACCUCGCCUAUACAGAGGAGAGUUUGCGUCAGUCUCUGAUGAAGUUAGAAAGGCCACGGACCUCCAAGGGAAAGGCCAGGCCAAAGACGGGGAGAAGAAAGCGUUCUGCAAAGCCUGAGACCGUAAUUGAUUCUUUACUUCAGUAAAUGUUACAGAAUUAAAGUUACAAUAAUAAUAAUAAAAAAAAGUGAUAUUCUCAUGCCU
Rattus rattus (black rat) is the source of this 2383-nucleotide messenger RNA. It is a transcript of the gene Kif3a, whose product is annotated as kinesin family member 3A. Bases 145 to 2325 code for a protein of 726 amino acids. NCBI's taxonomy places the organism in Eukaryota, Metazoa, Chordata, Mammalia, Rodentia, Muridae. The record is from RefSeq and is a predicted model, not a curated record. The transcript has 19 exons. Gene Ontology annotation, biological process: microtubule-based movement. Gene Ontology annotation, molecular function: microtubule motor activity; microtubule binding; ATP binding.